AUGCUGGGCUCCUCUCCUGAUUUCUUCCAGGCAACCUCCCUAGGAGCUUGGUGGCCAUGGCAAAGUGGAUUCUGCUCAUUGUGGCUCUCCUGGUCUUGGGUCAUGUGCCAUCAGGGAGCACUGAAUUCAAACGGUGCUGGAAUGGCCAGGGGGCCUGCCGGACUUACUGCACAAGGCAAGAGAAAUUCAUCCACCUGUGUCCGGAUGCUUCUCUGUGCUGCCUGUCCUAUUCUCUCAAGGCUUCACCCCACUCAAGGGCUGGAGGUGUGUAGCUUGUUCUAGAGUUGCUGCCACCGCUCUCCAAUAAAGUUCAUG
Rattus norvegicus (Norway rat) is the source of this 315-nucleotide messenger RNA. It is a transcript of the gene Defb25, whose product is annotated as defensin beta 25. Bases 57 to 272 code for a protein of 71 amino acids. Gene Ontology annotation, biological process: innate immune response. The record is from RefSeq and is marked validated. Gene Ontology annotation, cellular component: extracellular region. Lineage: Eukaryota; Metazoa; Chordata; Mammalia; Rodentia; Muridae. The transcript is spliced from 2 exons.